This is a messenger RNA of Phaeodactylum tricornutum CCAP 1055/1, 2247 nucleotides long. RefSeq lists its product with no specific name. The transcript has a single exon. NCBI's taxonomy places the organism in Eukaryota, Bacillariophyta, Bacillariophyceae, Surirellales, Neidiaceae. Gene Ontology annotation, biological process: mitochondrial tRNA 3'-end processing. The record is from RefSeq and is a predicted model, not a curated record. Gene Ontology annotation, molecular function: 3'-tRNA processing endoribonuclease activity. Bases 1 to 2247 code for a protein of 748 amino acids. Gene Ontology annotation, cellular component: mitochondrion.
AUGACAGCUUCGGUGCGAAUUUUGACGACAUCGUCUGUUGAUUCCAAUCCUGCCAUUCUUCUCGUGGAGCCUGAUGGAUCCAAAAUUUUGAUCAACUGUGGAGAAGGAAGCCAACGGUCUUUUCUAGACUCCCAGCAGCGGGUUUCGACAGUGAAGGCCGUCUGCUUGACGCAUCUGUCUUAUGAAUCCAUCGGCGGCCUACCAGGGAUGAUUCUCACAGCUAGCGAUGUUCAGAACGCGACCAUCGAAAACGCAAAAGCUGCCGCCGCAGCCAAAGUUCGCAAAAGCAAUAAUUCUACACAACUUUUGCCCCCCUUUCCAACGGAUACGGCACAGGGCCUCAACGUUUUUGGACCAGAAGGGACUAACUCUUUUCUCAAGUCUCUGCGGCACUUUAUGAGACGAGAUUCCUUUCGGCUGAACGUCCACGAAGGGCUCGUCGAGGGCAUUCGUGUUUGUCUCCCAAAAACUCGUAAACGCAAAAGUGGUCAACCAGUUUCUGAAGGAGCUUUUUUUUCUGUAAAGAGCUUUCCUUUUGUGGAAAGACGUAUCGGCGAUCGCAAGCGUUCUAGGACUUUGCCGGAGCGCAAAACUCUUUCCUACCUCUUCUGGACACCACGUUUUCCAGGAAAGUUCAUGGCCAACGAAGCGAAAAGGCUUGGGGUACCGAAAGGACCUAUGUAUGGGAUGUUGAAAAGUGGGAACAGUGUGACCUUUUCCGACGCUUCUGGCGAACAACGUACAGUGACAAGCAAUCAGACUGUGCAACCAGAUAGUCCAGGAAUAGGUGUCGCUGUAUUGCGGUAUCCCGAAGAUUUCUUUGAAGAGCAGCUUUUAGUAUUUUUCAAGCAAAUGACAAUGAAGAGAGUAAUAAGCUCGGUGGGAGUUGAAUUGGAAAUUGCGAUCCAUAUUGCUAGUCGGAGCUCGUUUGGUGACAAAAUUGCGCGGCAAUGGAGAGACGAAUUUCCGUCCACCGUACAGCAUUUACUGUUGGACACCGAUAUUAGCGCGGACUCACAUGGCACCCCGUUUCGAUCAGCGGCGCACGGCGCGUUAUGUCGAUCUCUCGUUUGCCCGGACCUGUAUGUACAGGUUAGAGAGCCAAAUACGUUGAGACGACCAUAUGGACCUGAGCUGGCUCGUGCGGGCUCAGAAUUCGUUCUACUACCUCGGGGUAAGGUUGGCUUUUCAGACUUCGUUGAUUAUAACAUAGAUGAUGGCAAAGAGAAAGCGAGAACUUUAGUGAAGGACUCGGGAGCUUCCACGUUGGCGAAGGAGCUUUUGGCUGAAUGCGCUCUAUGCGUGAAUGAAUCAUUUUCAGGGGAGCUCUUUUUCACAGGUACCGGGUCCGCAAUACCAUGCAAGCAUCGGAAUGUGUCCGGAAUUUGUCUCACCUCACCGAAUGGAAACUCUAUUCUUCUUGACGUUGGAGAAGGAACAGUUGGACAACUCCUCCGCGCAAACAGUGGUCCAACAUCAAGUACACUUGCACACAUCAAAGCUGUGUGGAUCUCGCAUCCACAUGCUGAUCAUCACUUGGGGAUUCUACGAUUACUCCACGAUCGGAAGGCGCCCGACCCCUUGUUACUAAUGUGUCCAUCACCCAUUAUUUCGUUCCUGACGGAGUAUUGUUCCAUGGAUUCUGACCUGUCGAGCGCAUACGUUGCCGUUAAUUGCAAUGAUUUGAUCCGAGAAAAUGCAAAGGCGAGCUUUCUACUGAAAGAGGCUCUCGGAAUUGAUAGUAGCUUUGCGGUUCCGGUGACUCACUGUCCAUACUCUUUUGGCUUGAUUUUAGAGGGCACUUGUUUUGGUAAGCUUGUCUACAGUGGCGACUGUCGUCCUUCCAGCCAGCUCGCCAAGUGUGCUUUAGGCGCUGACUUGCUAAUCCAUGAAGCUACUUUUGAAGACGGAAUGGAAGUUGAAGCGGCCUUGAAAAGGCACUCUACCAUUGGAGAGGCUCUUUCGGUUGGAAUGGAAAUGAAAGCCAAAUGCGUCGUGCUUACGCAUUUUUCGCAGCGAUAUCCAAAGGUUCCACCAACUCCAGUCAACCACGAAGGAUCAAUCCCGGUCAUCUUUGCGUUCGAUUUCAUGCGUCUGUCACCCAGCAACUUAGUGAUGGCCUCCAAGGUGACUCCGGCAAUUCGUCUUUUGUAUCCCGAGGAAAGCGAAGGAAGGCAAGGCGCGGAAACUGAAGCAGAGUCUAUAAUGGCAAUUCCUGGACUGUUCGCACAGAGCGAACUCCUGUAG